Messenger RNA from Cannabis sativa, 709 nucleotides. RefSeq names its product cysteine proteinase inhibitor B. The transcript has a single exon. The coding region runs from base 1 to 465 and encodes 154 amino acids. The record is from RefSeq and is a predicted model, not a curated record. Gene Ontology annotation, molecular function: cysteine-type endopeptidase inhibitor activity. Lineage: Eukaryota; Viridiplantae; Streptophyta; Magnoliopsida; Rosales; Cannabaceae.
AUGGCAAUGCUAAACUCACCCUCUCUCACAUUCUCAUCCCUCACCCUCUUCCUCCUCCUCAUCUCCGCCGUACACGGCGGAGAGCCGUCGCGCAAAAUGGUCGGAGGAAGAACUGUCAUAAAAGACGUCAAAACUAACAAGGAAAUUCAACAACUCGGUCGAUUUGCCGUCGAGGAGUAUAACCGGAGCUUAAUCCGUACACACAGCGGCCGACUUGCCGGCGACAGCGCCGCCGUCGACGGAGAGUUGAGGUUCUCGGAGGUUGUUGAGGCUCAGAAACAAGUGGUUUCGGGGAUCAAGUAUUAUUUGAAGGUGGCGGCGGUGCCGGUGAAGAGAGAUGGCGACGGCGGCGGAGGAUCGGAGAAGAGAGUGUUCGAUUCGGUGGUGGUGGUGAAGCCUUGGAUGAGAAAUUCCAAGCAACUCCUUGACUUUGCACCCUCUAAUGACCGAGGUGGACAUUUUUAAGAGGGGUAAUUUGGUAAUUUUGAAUUAGGAUGUAAAAUAAAAUGAUGAUAAAAUAAGCUUUUAUUAAUAGGAAAAUUAUAUAUGGAAGCUUAAUUUAAGGUGUUUUAUGGUAAUAACAGUUUUUAAUAUUUAACUUUACUUUUUUUUUUGUUUAUUAAUAUGGGGGAAUUUAGGGAGGGGUGUGUAAUAACUGUGACUUUUAUUUUAUGUAUGAAUAAAAGUUAAUGUUAAUUAGAAUAAUAAA